Molecule: messenger RNA, 1629 nt
Organism: Spizellomyces punctatus DAOM BR117
Lineage: Eukaryota; Fungi; Chytridiomycota; Chytridiomycetes; Spizellomycetales; Spizellomycetaceae
Exons: 3
Coding region: 104-1501 (465 amino acids)
Biological process (GO): glucosylceramide biosynthetic process
Cellular component (GO): membrane
Molecular function (GO): ceramide glucosyltransferase activity
Source: RefSeq, a predicted model, not a curated record
ACCAAAGGUUCCCCAUAACGCAGAUCGGCCCGCGAACCCCCAUUUAACACGCGAAACUCCUUGUCUUCAUACAAUCUUAUUUCAAUAACCGCGCCUUGUAUACAUGAGCACACUCUCCGAGGGCGUGAGCAAUGUCGCGGCGCUGGCUUUCAUUGCACUUUGGUGCUUGAUGAUGGUUUUUUGUGGGGUGGGCACAUACUUGAUUCGAGUACGACAUUCGAGAUCGCCAGCUUCAUCACCUCUCACGCCAUCCACUACCCCUGGUGUCACUAUUCUUCGGCCUUUGAAAGGAGUGGAUUGCAACCUCCUGGACAAUCUCUCGUCCUCGUUUCGCCAAGAUUAUCCACUUUAUGAACUCAUCUUCUCCGUUGCUGACCAAAACGAUCCAGCGAUUGAAAUUGUUAAGGAGUUGAUGAGACAAUAUCCAGAAGUGGAUGCAAAGCUGAUAAUAGGUGAUGUGGAUGUUGGCGUUAAUCCAAAAGUCAAUAACAUGCUGCGGGGAUAUCAAAAUGCAAAAUAUGAUAUCAUCUGGAUUCUCGACAGCAACGUGCACAUAAACCCGGGUUGCAUGGGUCGUUCGGUAUCGGAGCUCAUGCACCCUGGAAUCGGGUUAGUUCAUCACUUACCCUGUGGCGUUAGUCCUCAAACCUACGGCUCUUACUUGGAGCAAGCCUUCCUCAAUACCGCCCACGCUAAGAUGUACAUUACAAUAAACAAAGUGGCCCUUGCGAGUUGCGUCAUUGGAAAAUCGAAUAUGUUCAGAAAGUCAGUUUUGGCACAAUUGGGAGGCCUGGAGAAUUACGGUAAAUACAUGUCCGAAGACAAUAUCAUUGGAGAAGCGAUAUGGAAGCUGGGACUACGACAUCGGAUGACUACGGAUGUCGCUUAUCAAACGUUGGGAGGUCUAUCAGUGCCGGAUUAUUUUAAACGGAGAGCACGCUGGAUCCGAAUUCGAAAAUACACCGUUUUGACGGCGACGCUUCUGGAGCCUUUUACAGAAUCGAUUCUAAAUGGAUUCCUGGCGGCAUGGGCAUUCCAUCGGAUGUUGCAUGUGUCUGCUUCACUGUUCUUACUGGCGCAUUUUACGAUAUGGAUAAGUAGCGACUGGAUCAUUGCAACGACACUUGAUACUGCGACCCGAAGAGAAGCCAAGAAGUUUUUAAGAGCGUGGUGUAUACGGGAGCUUGCUGCGUUACCAUUAUGGAUCUCUGCUAUGGCAGGAAGUACAGUCGAAUGGAGGGGAAAGCUAUUCUGGUUGAACACGGAUGGUACCGUUGCACCUGCAUGUCAAGGCAGUCGCGUUAGGUAUUGUCGGCGUUUUUUAGAAAGAUGGUGGCCAGGGGCCGUCGUUGGAAAGUGGAUGGGAAAGGCGUCAGUAGUGAAGGAAGGUUUGGUUGAGGGCGUGAAAGCUGGUAUAGUGUCGUCAAGUGCCAACAUUAAGGCCACCGAGUUGGCGGACGUCGCGGAGCCGCUCUUAGUUGUAAUACCCGGACGACAUUGACAUUCGUAUUUAUAUUAAUACGUAUCAAUUGUUAUUAUAGAAUAGAAUGGCAGCCCUCACGUGGAAUCGUAAUUUUUCCAUGAUAUUUUAAUGAUCAAGUAGGCUGUACGAUGUAGCGUAUAACCAGG